AUGUAUACGGGCACAGACUGUCAGCUGUGCCAGGUGAUGCAGCAGCAAAUCACCAAAGCGUCGGAAGAACUGCCGAUCCAACUGUCGACGUACAAUAUUCGGGACGACAGUCUGCCAGACGUGCAUGCAUGGAGACGCAAGUAUCAGUACGAUAUUCCCGUUCUGCACUUGAACGAUAAAGAGAUCUUUCGACAUCGCGUGACAGCGCAGCAGCUGAUUCAACGGCUGCAGCAAGAAUCGGAGGAUGCGAAUGGCAAUUCACAGUGA
This is a messenger RNA of Pseudozyma hubeiensis SY62, 267 nucleotides long. Its product is annotated as glutaredoxin domain protein. The transcript has 2 exons. The record is from RefSeq and is a predicted model, not a curated record. NCBI's taxonomy places the organism in Eukaryota, Fungi, Basidiomycota, Ustilaginomycetes, Ustilaginales, Ustilaginaceae. Bases 1 to 267 code for a protein of 88 amino acids.